AUUUUAGGGGAUGUUACCAUCACCCUUGGCUAAGCUUUUCGAAUUCUCCAUCCAGUCCAAACGGUAAAAUCAUCAUCAUCAUCAUCAGUCCUCGUUGACAGACAGAAGAAGAAGUUCAUCUGAGAAAUUGAACAUAUAGAUCUCAAAUUCACCGUUAAUGGCCGCCUAUGCUCGAACCAGAACCAAACUGAGAUCCAUCCCCCAAGCUAUGAAUUUCUCGUUUUUGGAUAGCGGUUUGGUCUCCACAUAUAGAGUUAGGCCAAAUUACAGCAGGCAAAUCUCUCAGUUUGUUCAACCUAACGGAAAACGCCUGUUUCUCGUGGAUACCCUAGCCCUAGUGAGGAGAUUAGAAGGAGAAGGUGUGCCUUCGAAGCAAGCGGAAGCGAUAACGUCUGCAAUUAUCGAGGUUUUGAAUGAUAGUUUGGAAAAUGUGGCUGAGUCUUUUGUCUCCAAGGGUGAAAUGCAAAGGAUUGAGAUGACUCAAGAUGGUAAUUUGGGGAAGUUUAAGUCUCAAGUUCAAAGCUCUCAGGAAAACCAUUUUUCUUUGUUGCAACGUGAGACGGAGAAACUUAAGACUGAUAUAGAGAAGAUGCGUAGUGAGUUAAGGUAUGAAAUAGACAAGGUCACUGCAGGACAAAGGCUGGAUUUGAACCUUGAAAGGGGGAGAAUCCGAGACGAGCUAUCAAAUCAAAAUCAAGAAACCGCCAACCUCACAAACAAACUUGACCGAGAAAUUCAUUCAUUGAGGGCUGAGCUGGAAGCAGCAAAGUAUGAUGUGAUCAAGUACUGUAUAGGUACUCUUGUCUCUAUUUCUGCCGUUGGUUUGGCCGUAUUACGAAUACUGAUGUAAACGCCAAUGCUGCAAGCCUGCAACCAUGACAUGUGAUAUAUACGAGUACGUGAAAAGGAUUAUUCUUGAACGAUACAUUGUUGGGUCCCAGAUUGUACGAAUUACGAGCUAUUCAUAAUAAAAUGAGUUUCGGUGAAUUAGUUGUAGAAAACAAUUUGACUGAACAGAGAUUGAUAAAUGAAGUUUAAUAAUACCGUAGAUUAUAACA
This is a messenger RNA of Helianthus annuus (common sunflower), 1058 nucleotides long. RefSeq names its product protein FMP32, mitochondrial. The coding region runs from base 158 to 850 and encodes 230 amino acids. The record is from RefSeq and is a predicted model, not a curated record. Gene Ontology annotation, cellular component: mitochondrion. NCBI's taxonomy places the organism in Eukaryota, Viridiplantae, Streptophyta, Magnoliopsida, Asterales, Asteraceae. The transcript has 7 exons.